Mytilus californianus (California mussel) is the source of this 480-nucleotide messenger RNA. RefSeq lists its product as uncharacterized. Bases 2 to 340 code for a protein of 112 amino acids. The record is from RefSeq and is a predicted model, not a curated record. NCBI's taxonomy places the organism in Eukaryota, Metazoa, Mollusca, Bivalvia, Mytilida, Mytilidae. The transcript is spliced from 4 exons.
GAUGAGAACAGACAUUUGUUUUAUUUUAUUAGUAGCAUUUGUUAGACUCUCUGGAAAACCCACAUGCUAUAUCUUAACUCAAAGUGGUGAACACAAGCGUGAAUGUUGUCCAAAUUAUGAAGCAAAAGGAAAAGAUUGCAUUCCUUGUUCCAAAGGAUACACAUCAGUUAGAGGAAAACACUGCAUGCCCUGUUCGAGAAACACAUAUGGUGAAAAAUGUCGACAUGAAUGUUCUUGCUCAUAUAAUGAAUAUUGUGACCACGUUGACGGCUGUGUUGAAUCUGUAUCACCAAAUAGUAUCAGUCUUAGUACUUCAGUGUAUGAAACGUCUGGUAAGUAGCAUGUAAAUUGACGUACACAAUUAUUAUACAUUGUAAUUCAAGUAUUUAUUCAAUUAUCUAUUUUGUUAGAACAAAACGUAACAAAAGAUAGAAAACUAAUAUAAAAAUAAGAUGUGUUAUGAUUGCCAAUGAGACAACU